GACACCUGCCGCUGCGCCGGACUUUGUCUGGGGCGGAGGACCGAAAGCUUCCGCUUGGGUAAGAGGGCGGGCUGCUGCCGCUGACAGGCCAGAGCCCGUGCUACCCGGUGGCCUGACUGCUGCCGCUCAUCCGUCUCCGUGCGACACACAGCGCCAUGCAAGCCCGCGGCCCCAGCGCCCUCCCCGCGACCUCCUGGAGGCUAUCCGUCCUGCAGCGCCACCUCACUGCAAUUCCAGUGUCAGGCCAAGUUGCCACAGUCAGCUAUCCAUCCGAUCUCAAGUACACCUUGGAUAAUGAUCUCCUGACUUUAGAACAGAGGCGGUUCUAUGAGGAAAAUGGCUUCCUUGUUAUCAAAAACUUGGUAUCAGCAGAAGACAUUGAGAGCUUCAGGAAGGCGUUUGAAAGAAUUUGUAAGAAAGAAGUAUCUGCCCCCGGACUAGUGGUCAUGAGAGAUGUGGUUAUUGCUAAAUCUGAGUAUGUUCCAGACCAAAAAGCUGUCACCAAGGUCCAGGACUUCCAGGAAGUUCCGGAGUUAUUCAGAUACUGCAGCCUGCCGCAGAUUUUAAAGUAUGUGGAGUGCUUCACAGGUCCCAACAUCAUGGCCAUGCACACCAUGCUGAUAAACAAGCCUCCUGAUGCAGGUAAAAAGACCUCUCGGCACCCGAUGCACCAGGAUCUGCACUACUUCCCCUUCCGCCCCGCAGAGCUCGUGGUGUGUGCUUGGACAGCUAUGGAGCGCAUUGAUCGCAGCAAUGGUUGUCUGGUUGUCCUCCCAGGCACACACAAGGGUACGCUUCUACAGCAUGACUACCCCGAGUGGGAGGGAGGUGUGAAUAAAAUGUACCACGGUGUCCGUGACUAUGAUCCCAACACACCCAGAGUGCACCUCGUCAUGGAAAAGGGGGACACUGUGUUCUUUCAUCCUUUGCUUAUCCAUGGAUCUGGAAUGAACAGAACCGCUGGGUUUAGGAAGGCGAUUUCCUGCCAUUACGCCAGUGCAGAUUGUCAUUACAUCGAUGUGAAGGGCACCUCUCAGGAGAACAUUGAGAAAGAAGUGGCUGAAAUUGCUCUGAAGCGCUAUGGGGUGGAAACAGAAAUCGAUUUUAAGGAUGUCUGGAUGGUCAGAGGUCGUAUUGUUCACGGGAUUAGAACAAACCUUUAAUUGGGGUUUCGUGAUUGCGUCUGAAAGGAAGAAGGCAGCCCCAAUAAGGGUUUAUACUGCAUAAUGAUAUCCAUAAUUACUGCUAGCAAAGUAAAUGUGAUAACAUGAAAAACAUUUCUUAAUUAUUGCUGCUAUGUCAAAGAUGAACUUGGUACAUCCCUGUGUGUCUGAUAAACUUUCACGUGGUAAUAAUCAA
This is a messenger RNA of Spea bombifrons (plains spadefoot toad), 1359 nucleotides long. It is a transcript of the gene PHYH, whose product is annotated as phytanoyl-CoA 2-hydroxylase. The coding region runs from base 156 to 1163 and encodes 335 amino acids. NCBI's taxonomy places the organism in Eukaryota, Metazoa, Chordata, Amphibia, Anura, Pelobatidae. Gene Ontology annotation, molecular function: phytanoyl-CoA dioxygenase activity. The record is from RefSeq and is a predicted model, not a curated record. Gene Ontology annotation, biological process: fatty acid alpha-oxidation. The transcript has 9 exons.